ACUAGCCGCUUCGCAUCGCAGCGCCAUGUCUGAUGAUGCACCCACGCCCGCCUUUCCCUCCACCGCGACGCAGAAGCUGGAGAUCUUCAAGAAGGCCAGCGAAGUUUUUCGCAGAAUGGAGGAGCUCACUGAUGACGACAUCAGGGUGCUGAUGAGAUCGUCGGGCGCAUCGCAAUGCCGGCGACUUCUGGGGAUAGGCCACAACGCCUUGCUGUCUCUCGACGGUCAGUACCGCCAGCGCAUCGCGGCGAGAGAUGCGGCUCUGAACUACGCCAAGGUGCCUCCUCUUCAAGUGGUGGACAACAUGCUCCCGCGCCCGGUGCCGAAGGAGGACCCGCCUCUCCCUCCUCCCAAAGCGGCACCGCCUCGCGCCGCCACGCAAGCGAAGCCAGCCAAGCCGACACAGGCGGCAGCCAAGAAGUCCGCACAGCCAGUGGUGGUGAAGCGCCCGCCGGUCAUACCGCAGGUCGACCCCUUGGCGGCAGUCUUCACGGAGCCCUUUGUCGACUCGGUGGCGGCCGACGUUGACCUCAUGGUUUACCGGACUGAGCCGCCCAAAGAGGAGCCGCAGGUGCAAGCAGCUCCGCCCCGCCCCGAUGUCGGCAACAUGGACUACCUGGACAUGAUCGCGCCCGACCUCGAGUUCCACAUGCAGGCCGCGCCCGCCUCGCAGCCCGGCCUUCCACCAGUGCCAGGCUCGUCCCUGGCCAGCUCCGAGGAUGGAGACGCAAACAAUGACCAGCUGAUCGACCUCGACACGGACAGCGAGGAGGACCCCAUGGACGACCCCGCGGAGCAGGACCAAGGGGACGACGACGAUGACGACGACCAAGGGCCGCCUCGCAUAGUACAGAGGUCUGUUUUGUGCACCGCGCCUGUCGCACCGCCGUGGGACUCUGGAGCUGCUGCCUCGUCAGCGGCCACAGUGGGCGACACGGAGCAGGGUCAGCAGGACGCAGCGGGGUACGCAGCGACAACGGGUGACACCACGGGUGUGCAGACAGCUCCAGUGCAGGACCCGCCCGUCGCACCCGCCCCGCAGACCAGCUGGCCACCUCCUGACCUGGUCGCACGCGAAGCCCGCCGAGCUGCUCGCAGACAGCGCGAAGUGGAUGCAGAGGCCCGCUGGGCGGAUGAGCCCGACCCAUGUAACGUGCUCCCGAACGAGACAAGCACGAUAUGGUCGCUCCCGCAAGGUGUUCCUGAGCAGCCGGUGCCUUCGCGCUACGCCGACUCGCGAGUGCACGGCUUUUGCAACCUCGGUUGUGAAACACCGAAACGGCACCGCACCGACGUGUGCUUAGGACACGCUGAGAUCAGUGUCCGGGUGCCACAUGUUUUCGUGAUCUUCCUCGCCUCGCGGAGCGCCGGUGUAAAAGACAGGUACUCAGCCGACUUCCAUGUCCACACGCAAGACCAGCUGCAGGCCGCAGCCGCCAUGUCGUGCUAUGACUUCACAUGUUUCGACGCCCUUUUUCGCGUAUGCGCGGACGCGGGACUGGGUGAUGAUGUGGUUAACAUGCUAAGCGAUGAGCUGAUUGAGAACAUACAGCACGCCGCGCAAGUCCAGGCACAUGUCUCGCCCGAGCUCGCAUCUCACAUCGAGACAAUUUUGCUUUACUCUGGCUACAAGGAAGCACAGGCCGCCCAGUCAGCACCGACUCAAACACGGAGUGACCUGCCGCAGAUUCGCACAUCGGCGGGGGGUAUGCUUUCUCGCGCCAUCGCAGCGGCCAAGCCAGCCAACGCUGAGAGGGCCUUGCAGGAUUUCCGAGACAACAUCUACGCCCGCUCCGCUCGGGCUCCUCUGGACGCUCGUUGGACAACUUGGGCCAAGAUCUGCGCCUCUUGGGGCCGAGAGCCAGUUCCUCUCACCCCAGAACUGAUUGAGUUGGUCGGCACCAGUUUUCGCUUCGGCGGAUAUCGGAGCUCGGCGCAGUACUUCUCUCGAGCACGGAAGGAGCACAUAAAGGUCACUGGCAUGCCCGUCCCGGCGACGGUCGAGAUGGCGAUACGCGACGCCAUCCGCUCCAUUGAACGAGGCAUGGGAGCCACGGCCGUCAAGGACGCCUUCCGCCUCGAUGCGCUCGACAUCGAUCUCGAAGGAGUUCCGAAACACACUGCCUUCGCCCACGGAAUGGUGGUGCUGGGGACAUGGUUCCUCUGCCGCGAGAUUGAGCUCGCAGGACUGCGAGUCAAACACAUGGUCAUCGACACUGAGUCGAAACAGGUGACGCUCACGCUCGCCGCCAGCAAGACUGACACAGUUGGCCACCUCGUGCAGCGCAAGCACUCUUGUUACUGCGGCAUUGUUCCGGAGACCCUGUGCCCUUACCACGCAGCGCUUCGCAUAGCGGACGAGAUCCAUGGUGGCCCUGACGACUUCCUCUUCUCCGAGUUCCCCGACGAGCCGCUCAGCAAGGCCCGGACCAUCGAAAUGAUCCACGAGGUACUCACUGCAGCAGGCAUCGCAUUGCAUCGCCCCGGAGCAGCUGACGAAGCCGAGGUCAAUCGCUUCGGGGGACACUGCUUACGAGUGUCAGGGGCACAACACCUGUGUCGCAUGCGCAUCCCAGUGUCGACCAUCAUGCUGUUGGGCAGAUGGGGAAGCCGCGCCAUCGAACGCUAUGUACAGGACACCGAAUUGGAGGACAUCGUCAUGAUUGGCACCAAGAGACCUUCCGUCGCAGAAGCCCGGAGCUCCGAGACGCAGAGCGACUCCCCCGACCGCACCAAGUGGACCCUCGUGCCGGAGGAGCAAAGCGCGGCAUCAGACAGCGCCGCGCCUACAGCCAAGAAGCCCAGAAUGAACGCAGCGCAGAACGACGUCGCAGUCUCUCAGCUCAUGGGGCAGCUGGAUGCCAUAGCAGACCGCCUGGAGCAUGAUCAGGAGCGGCCCGACCUCAUUGUCAAGAAGAAAGCUCACGCCCGCGACGCAGAGGAAGCCACGAGGCCCCCGAUUCGUUGGAGGGCCCGCUGUGGGUGGGCCUAUGGCUACUCACGAUUCACCCGGGCAGUCGAUAACGGGUCGCACGUGCUGUGCAGGAAAUGUUUCCCGGAAUCAGCUCCGAGCUCAGUCGCCCCGCCUCCGACGGCGGCCAAGACAGGAUCUGAGACCGAGUCAACGGCCAUUGUCUCGGCAGCUGGCGCAGGAGAAGAUCUUCGAAAGUACAUCGAAGACCUUGGCAUCUCCUCCGUCGGGGUAUUCGGGGAGCUAGGAGAAACGAUCCAGGAGUUUGACGAAGCCGUGGUGGAACCCCUUCGCAAGCCCUACAAGCUCAGCGAUGGCAACAUCAUGGAGGUGCUGUCCACCGACUUUCCAGUGACUCGCGCUCGCCUGCGCCACGUGUGGAAGAAGUGCCGUGACGCCUCUGCGGCCACACCUUCGGCAGCGCCAGCCGCACCGACUACAGGCAGCACCGCCUCCGCCUCUUCUUCCAAGAAGGAACUUCCCGCUGGCUAUUGGCAGGCACAAGUCAAGAAGUUCGAGUCUGUAACGAUCAAAGGCAUAGCAAGGAGAUUCCCGGAAACCUUGCUCCUUGGCGCGGAGGCCACUUUGGCUCGCAUCGUAUUCGACGCUAAGAGCUUGCAGCACAACGCCAUACCCCUCGAGGAGAUCGUCCAGACUCGCCACUUCAAAGCCUCAGGCGAGCCCAACAACCUCAGCACUGCCAAGAAGCGCUCGCGCAGCAACGAGGUGACCACGCUCGUCCUCAACUCCGACUUGCAACUCGAGACCGAGCCUGAGGACCGAUGGCGUCCGCAAUCGCAGACAGCACUUCUCGACUGUCUGCAGGCUAUUCACAUGGCUCUAGUCUUCGUGGAGUACGCCCCCGAGCACGAGCUUGACAAGUACUUCGAGUGGUGGCAACGAUUGGUGCGCAGCCGCCCGAACAAGAUCGAGCAGCUCAAGAUACACUGGGAGAACACCGCGUGGCGCAUAGCUCUCGCGCUUCGGAAAAGCACUCCCUUCAACGACGUCGCCUCCGAGAUCAUGACCGACAGCCAGUCGCUUCAGGAGACAAUGAGCAAGGAAGUCGCCGUGGAGCGACCAACGAAGGAGGACGUGGAGGAAAAGGUCAACAACAAGUUAGGGAUUGGCAGCCCUACCGCCCCAGCAAAGGCAACGGGAAAGGAUGGGGACGCGGUCGUGGUCGUGGCCAACAGCAGUGGCGACAGCAACGCUACCAACGCCAGAACGAGGACGACCGAGAUCAGUGGCGCCGACGAGAGGAUGAUCGCAGUCGCGGCUCCGACCAGCGCAACUGGAGGUCGUGGAACCACAAUGACUCCACACGCCGUGAGCACCGCGACCAUGAAUAGGGACAGCACGGGCCAUCCCCUGGGGGUGGUCACAACGAGAGACAAGACCACCGCCGUCGACUUCGUGGUCCUCAGCUUCUUCGACGGCCUCGGCACCGCCUUCCUCGUGUGCGACAACCACUGCAAGGCGAAGGGACUCAGCUGGAGAGGAGCUUCUUGGGAAAUCGAUGAGGACCUAGUGAAGCUCGGAAUCAAGCACUUCCCUGACGUCUUGACUCGCGGUGACUUUGAGCAAGAGACCGCAGAAUCGCUGUCAGAACUUGUGCAACAGCUAGACCCUUCUCGCUCAGCCCAGGUGGUCAUCGCUGCCGGACCUCCGUGUCAUGAUUUCUCACGCAUACGACAAGACGCGCCAGGACACGAAGGCACCGAAGGCUCCAAGUUCACACGCUUCGCCAAGCUCAUCGUUGACCUAGAAAAGCUAUGGAACCGCAGCCGAGCCACCCUACUCGUGGAGAAUGUCAUCCCCCAGAACCGCGCCGACAUGCGCAAGAUCGAGAAGCUUCUCGACGCGCCCGCGGUCGUGCACGACUCGGCUGACUUCGGAACCAUCUCCAGACCGAGAGUCUGGUGGUGUCGGAUACCCUGGUCCGAAGUGGCGCACCGCAAAGACUGUCCGCUCUCGAUGCGCUGGACCAGCACGCAGGGGAUACCCAGAGUUCACUUCGAGGUCCCCAAGGACGAUACACAGACGUGGGACACACAAGGCCUCGCCCUUCCACGCUGUCUCACCGAGGAGAUGAAGCCACUCCCAUGCCUUACUACGCCCUCAGACGACCCCAACGGUCGCCCGGCACCACGAAGUGCAAAAGGGAAGAUCAGCAGCGACGCCACGCAACGCUGGAUGGCCGACAAGAAGAAGUACGCCCCGUGGCACUACGAGUCGGGAGUCAUGAUGACAGACGGACAAGGCCGCUGCGUCAUACCGCCCGCAUCAGUGAAAGAACAAUUCCAUCACCUGCCAGUUGGAUGGACACGAGACCUACAUGACCACGCUCGACACAAAGCCUUAGCUAACGGAUGGCAUGCAGGAGCAGCUCGCCUCAUCUUCAUCAUGGCCGUCUUCGCAGCUACAGUGCCGACUCCCUCAGCAGAGCUGAACCCUCUGGGUGGCACCGCCAUUGACAUCACGGCUUCGCUGUGGCAGGGCAAGCCCCCGCUCAUGGGCCCCGGCCUUGACGACUACGACGACUUCGACCUUUCCUACCUGGACGAUCCAACAGAACACUGGAAGCGGUCGCGCAUCAUGCCACACCCCGACUUCCGCGACGCCGCCCUGGAGCCUGGCUUGGAACAAUGGUUGGAAAUUUGGAGACGGAUGCGCCUGCACCUACCCGACCUACGACACGCAGUCGUCGAGCAAAUCGAGGAGAUGGUCGUCGACAUGAGCGCGACGACAGACCGAUGGUUCUCUUCACUGAAGCCCCACGUCCAGAAAGCGUACUACAGCCAACAACGGACAUGUUCGUUGCAGCUACCGGUCCUGCGCAUCAUUUGUGAAAGGUUCGGUUGGCAGGACCCCGACAUCUUCGAUGAGCUCACUCGAGGCUUUCGGCUCCUGGGGCCGAUAAACCCAGGACUUGGUUGGCGCAAGCGCAAUGAUCUCCGCUACGCCAACCCGUUGCAGUUUAACGACUUCAUUGACAAGAACGAACGCUAUGUGUGCGACAAACUUCGCAGAUCAAGAGUCGACCCGUGCUGGGAACAGUUGGCGAACGAGAUCGCAGAGGACGUUCGCCUCGGACGCAUGGAAGGCCCUUUCACAAGUCCGACUACCUGGCCCAAGACAGCGGUUCCCCUCGCAACGCACGCACACACAAGCAGACUUCUACCAGGCCCCGAAGCACACAAGCCGACUUGCUUCGCCUUCGCAGUGCACCAGGUUGGCUCCGACAACAAGCCCAAGGUACGCAGAGCUGAAGAUUGGAGGAGGUCCUUCGCCAAUGCUACGGUGGGAAUCUCCGACACGCCCCCAUACCAUGAUGUCUCAGCCUAUGUCCGCCUCGCAGUCGCGAUCAAAAAGGUCGACCCUUCAGCGAAGCUUCUGAUAUGGGGCCUCGACCACGAGUCCGCCUACCGCCAGCUAGCAGCGGAGGACCCGGACCACACUUGGGUGGUGCUUCCCACGCCACACGGCAUAACCUUAUGGAGACACACAGUCUUGAUGUUUGGGUCAGUUGCGUCAGUGUGGUCUUACUGUCGCGUCGCAGACCUCAUGUCAUGGCUUUGCCGUGCAUGUCUGUUGACGCCGGCGUUGCACUUCGUCGACGACUUUGGCAGCUGCGAGGACGACAAGCUCGCGCACUCCUCCUUUGAGUACUCGAAACGCCUUUGCCGUGCACUGGGUUUUUCUUUUAAGCAAUCUAAGGAGCAGCCGCCGGACCAUUCGCAAGUCAUCCAAGGUGUGGACAUAUCCGUGCACGCAGACUACGUCAUGGUGCAGGGCACGUCCUCGCGCCGCCAACGACUUGACGCAGACCUGGUGGCGGUCCUAACAGCUGACAGACUACCGCCGAACGAGGCGUCCAGCUUAGCGGGAAAACUCCAGUUCUUCUGCCAAGCCCUGAUGGGCAGGUCUCACGCAGCAGCUUUGAGGCCACUUUUCGCUCGGGCCAAACAGACAGGCCACGGCCGUGACCACUCCGAGUGGAGAUUGAACGACCAGCUUCGCCAUGGCAUCGGCCUCAUUCGCUGGAGCCUACAUCACGCCUCGCCGAGGCAGCUGAUGUUCCGAGAACAACCUCGAUCCGUGAUUUACGCAGACGCCUUCUUCAACCUCUUCGAGAAGGACUGGAAGCCUUCGGACGAGGACAUACCACAGUGGGGAAGGACACCACCGGAGACGCUUCGCAACGGUUGGGGUUUCGUGGCCACUGCCCGCGGCCAAACGUUCUACGCCGCAGGCCGAGUUCCCCACUGGUUUGUUCGGGAAUUCGCAAGCCGCAGAGCCUACAUCUACAUGCUCGAGAUUGUUGCUCAAAUCCUACCGCUGCUCGUCUUGCAUGACCGCAUCGACCAGCACGUGAUCAUGUUCGUGGACAAUGAACCAGCUCGCCACGCUCUGUCGAAGGGCUUUGGCAAGGAUGAGUCGAUCAACAGACUGCUCCAACACAGUUGGCGCUACAUGGAGGGGAUCCAGCUUCGCCCCGCCUGGCAGCGAGUCACUUCUUCGGCCAACGUGAGCGACGCAGUCAGCCGCGGUGACCUUCGCCACGCUCAAGCUGAAGGUUGGACCUUGGUCGAGGAGGACUGGGACGCAGUUUUCGAAG
Molecule: messenger RNA, 7592 nt
Organism: Symbiodinium necroappetens
Lineage: Eukaryota; Dinophyceae; Suessiales; Symbiodiniaceae
Source: the annotation of a GenBank genome assembly